This is a messenger RNA of Osmia lignaria (orchard mason bee), 4454 nucleotides long. Its product is annotated as membralin. Gene Ontology annotation, biological process: positive regulation of ERAD pathway; response to endoplasmic reticulum stress. The record is from RefSeq and is a predicted model, not a curated record. Lineage: Eukaryota; Metazoa; Arthropoda; Insecta; Hymenoptera; Megachilidae. Gene Ontology annotation, cellular component: endoplasmic reticulum.
AUGCCACAAGUGGAUGGUGCUGCUAUACCAACAACAAAUAAUCAAACUAGUGAAACUGUACAUAAUCAUAAUACUAAUAGUUCAACUCGUCCAACUUUAAGUAACAACAACAUGAAUACUGCUAGGAACAAUAAUAACCAACACCAGCUAGUUAACGUUCGGGAUAGAUUAUUUCAUGCAAUAUUUAUUAAGGCUGCGUUAAUUUAUGCAAGGACAUUUCCAAGGCCUGUCAGAAGAUUUUUAGAAUUUAUGACAUUAUUAAAGGCCAUAGCAGCAUUUUUUGUAUUGGCUUAUAUUCAUAUAGUAUUUUCACGAACACCAACUAACUGUUUGGAGCAUAUAAGAGAUGAUUGGCCUCGGGAUGGUAUAUUAAGAGUUGAAAUACUUAGAAAUGGAGGUGACGAUUAUAGCAUUGAAAAAAGCUAUGCAAAAGAAGAAAAAUUACGACAAGAGAAACUUUAUGAUCUAACUGAUGCGUUGGGAAUAUUAACUAGAGAUGGAUUUAUUAACAUUGAACCAUCUGCCGUUGACGAAGAACGUGAUAGCGUUAAUGUAUCGAACGAAGAAAAUCAUGAUAGUUUAACAUUAUCCGAGAAAGAAUUAAUUCUAAAAGGUACUGCUGUUUCUGGAGAUACACAAGAUUCAAAGUUGAAUAUAAAUAAUACAACAACUCCUUCAUUGUCAACAAAACUUUGGAAUGAAAUGAAUAUGGACAAUAAAGAAGUACUAGAUGAGAAUGUAGUGCCGCUAAGUGCGCAUAAUAAUACUGUAGAACAAGAUGCAAAUGAAGUAAACAAAGAUGAUGUUAUUCAACCUUUAAAGGAUCCUAAUUCCGAAGUGAGAACAGACGAUGGUUAUAUCGUGGAAUAUUCAUUAGAAUAUGGUUUCUUGAGGUUAUCACCCGUAGCACGACAAAGAUUAAACAUUCCUGUAAAGAUCGUUACUUUAGAUCCUGCUAACGAUAAGUGCUUCGGUGAUGAUUUCUCGAGGCUAAUACUUGAUGGAUUUUUGGGGUACGAUGAUUUAUUGAUGGCGAGUAUUAAGACGUUAGCAGAACACGAAGAUAAUAAAGGAUUUUUACGUAAUGUGGUUACGGGAGAACACUACCGAUUUGUAAGCAUGUGGAUGGCCAGAACUUCCUAUCUUGCCGCCUUUUUCAUCAUGUUGGUUUUUACGAUCUCCAUUUCGAUGUUGCUGCGUUACUCGCAUCAUCAGAUCUUCGUCUUCAUUGUGGAUCUACUUCAAAUGUUGGAGUUCAACUUAACGGUAACGUUUCCUGCUGCAUCUUUGCUCACGGUGAUUCUCGCACUUGUUGGUAUGGAGGCGAUUAUGUCAGAAUUUUUCAACGAUACUACAACUGCCUUUUAUAUCAUACUUACCGUCUGGAUUGCUGAUCAGUACGAUGCUAUUUGCUGUCACACACCUGUCACAAAGAGACACUGGCUUCGAUUCUUCUAUCUCUAUCACUUCUCCUUCUACGCGUAUCAUUAUCGAUUCAAUGGACAGUACAGCAGUUUGGCUCUUGUUACAUCUUGGCUUUUCAUAGAGCAUUCGAUGCUCUACUUUUUCCACCAUUACGAGUUGCCCGUGAUUCUUCAACAAGCUCAGUUGCAAAAUCUUCUGUUCAAUCCUCAGCCAAGAAUAGUUGAACGUCUGUUCGAACCUUCUCCAAGCUUGAACAGAGCAUUGCCCAGCCCGGAACCAUCGUCUGAACCUACUUCAACGCGUGCACCAACAGCGGGAUACGAACGUACAGAGGAAACGUCUUCUUCGAGUAGCCCAACGCAUUCUGAAUCGGAUUCAAGUACUUCUGAGGUUCAAUCUCAGGAGUUGCGUGGAUCUACGACCGCCGAGACGCACAAUGAUGUCCAUCCUCAAGCGGACAACUUGGCAACGGUUCAGUCUCAAGAGCAAACUGCAAACACAGCGAAAAUAGCACAGUCCAGCCAUCAAGAAAGUCAAGAAGCAACAGACGGUCUGACGACGUCGACAGCUUCGAGCACGGUUACAGAGGCGAUCGAGAUUACGAAGGAGGAACCGAAAACGGUGGCGGCUGGAUCCGGGAACGGGAACACAUCGGUCGAGGCAACGGACAAUGGAUCAUCGACCGAUACUUCUACGUCGGAAGGUUUCGAGGUGAUCGAGGCGACCGAGGCGACGCGAAAGGAAACGACGUCCUGUCAGGACAAGUAGGAAUGUUAAACGCCUCGAGCCAUGCCAGUUGCAUUGCGGAUAGUCUAGGAGAAGAGAAAGGUUGUCGUUUUCAGCGUGGCUGCAUCUGCGAACAGGAUCGUCCCAGCGACUCUGAGAUCUUAAGGAUCGCAGGACGAUCGAUAUCUUGGGUGAUAGUUGUACAGGGUGAUUCAGGAUGGGUGGUGCAUUCAGUUGCAAUUUAGGCUCCCCUUAAUUCAGAUAAUUUGUAAACCCUCCGUCUAUUUAUCCAUGUUUUCACAUGCUAGGUCCUUCCCAAACUGAUGGGUCCUUUUACAUUUAUCCCUAAUCAAAAUGUUGCACUUGAAUAUAUAUGCGGUCAGAAGAUGAUUCAAUAUGAAAAAAUAAAUUGAAAAUGACCGUAUUAAUUUGGAAAAAUUAUUUUGAAAAUUGCAAAUAUUUACAGUCAAGAAUUAAGUACAUACUCGAAUAAUUUUCAAGUUUAAUUAUUUCAAAAAUGAAACAGUGUAGAAACAAAAUUUUAUUUUAUAAUUUCAAUUUAUUUUUUAAUAUAGAAUCAUCUGUGCCCAAUUGUACGAUUUUACCUGACCCACCUUAUAUGCCUUGGAUUAUAAAAUCGGCUGAGGAACACCGUUUAUUUUAUAACCGAUCGAUGUCUCAAAGUCGUGGACAGGUUGUUGAUCUUUCGAUCAGGUGUUAGGUUUUAACGAGUAACCGAGGAUCGGUAGGGAUGAAACAGGAUAACUGAUGGGCCUGGAAAUAUAUUCUCUUACUUCUCACGAGAAGUUGACGCAUGCAAUAUCGCGUCCCCGAGGUCGGCCAGAAAGACGAAACUCCUGAAGGAAGCGAGACGAGUUCGAAAGUUCGUUACCGUGUUUAGGGACGACUGAACGAGAAAAAUGUAGAUCGUAAAAGAUACGAGCGAAUAGGGUAGGUUUUUUAUUCGGUAGCAAAACGGAGAGGCAGUUUUUAGUAAUUAGAUGAGUGCAAAAGUUGUGUCUGUUCAAAUAAUAAAAUUGUUUUUUCUUUUUUUAAUUUUUGUUCAUUUUCUAUGUGUCUAUAUGUUCCUCAUUUCAUCUUGUGACACCUUUCCAAGUGUUCUACAAAAUUUUUUAUUUUUAACCCUUUUAUUACUAUUUUCAUAUGAUUAUAAUUAAAGUAGAUAAUUUGGCAGUUAAUGAAACGACAGAACUUUUGCAAUCACUAUUUCAAUGAUUUUGAUACGCGUUAAUGGCUACUGAGUAAUUUUAUGAAUAUCAGGGCCAAUAAAGUAUAAACAGGAAUUUUACCAAAAAUCGUGUAUUAGUUACUGUAUUCUCAAAAUACAAGUCGUUUUUCUACAUAAUUUCCUUGAAGAUCUACGCCCUUUAGCUACGAGAUUGGCCAUUUCAUAAAAAAUCAUGGAGUGUGUUUGACACCAAUUGCACAGGAAUUAUUUAAAAUUAUUUCCAGUACAGUGCGUGGAAUAAAUGAUUAAAUUGAAAAAAUAAUCCAGAAUUAUUUUGAGUGUCCCAUGAAUUAUGAUGGGGAGUGUACGUGUCGAUAUCGAUUCUUUCACGUGCAUUUAUUUAACAUUUCACGUGCUUGCUGUCGAGAACAAUUAAAAUGUACAUUUUUAUGACAAUCAGCAAGGUUUCCAUGUUGACAUGCUGGUAUCAUUUAAGGCGGCUGAUUAUUGUAAUAUAAGCUAUAUUGUAUCAUACGUUUUGGGGGUGAAACGUGUUGUUUUGGCGGGUCUUUGUGUCGCGAGUAUAAAUUAGUUAGUUAGUUAGUUGCGAUUUCAUUUUGAAAAUGUGUUUCUGGCAAAAUUAACACGUUGAAUGCCAUUGGGGUCGUCAAUGACUAGUAUUACAAAUACAAUAUAAUUCAAUAACUGAAAGAAAUUAAAAAAAGUUCUUAGUAGCAUAGAUAUUAUAUUAUUUUCAUGAAGUACCACGUGGAAAAUAAUAUUAAUUACACAAGGUACCAAGUGAAAAACAAAAAGAUCCUGAUUUGAAUAAUUAAAAUGAUGACAUGAUUGACAACACGUGUCUGUUUUCAAUGCGGCAUUUAAUGUGUUAAAUUUUACUUGCUCGAAUGGAACACCAUGAGAACAAUUGUUGAGCUGUUUUAGAGUAAGAAGGAUUAAUAGGUGACAGAACUUUUAAAGAGAUACUUACUGCACAUACAUACAUAUAUAUGUAUUUAUUCCUAAUUAUAUCAACGUUCUACUCUCGGUGUGUAUAUGUAAAAAUGUACCGUGAAAAAAAAAAAAAAAAAAAGAAAAAACGAAAGGGUAAAUA